AUGUGCUUCGUCAUCGUCGGCUGCUGGCCCUGCGGCCACAUGAAGCCUAUGCGCACCCGCUUCUGCGACCAAGCCGACAAGCUCCACACAGAGGAGACAUCAUCAUCAUCAUCAUCACCACCCCUACCGGAAUCACCAACGUCGCCACAGCAGCAGCAGCAGCAGCAGCAGCAGCAGCAACCGCCGCCACACAGAAACUCAGAACCCUUUCCUCCUUCUCAGCAUCACCACCAUCACCACCACCACCACCACCACCACCAUCCCCCAUCCUCAACCGCCGGGCCGGCGGCCAGCGGCGCAUGCACCGCCGCCACGCCCAAGGCGGCCGCCGUGCUGGCGCCCUGCCUCACCGGCGUCAACCAGUACGAGCACGCGCCGACCAAGGCGUGUCCGGUGUGCGGGCGCGACCCCAAGGACGUCCGCGUCCCGUGUCUGCUCGCGAGCGGCGGACAGGCCGGGCGGCGGCAACAGCAGCAGUGGCAGCAGCAGCAGCAGCGACUUCAACUCCAACGGCCAAUGUUGUCGUCGUCGUCGUCGUCGUUGUCAUCGCCAUCAUCACAACCGUCACCACCGUCGUCUGCUUUGUCGCCGCCCUUCUCGGCGGCGGUGGCGGCGUCGAUGGGGGGAGGGUGUGUGAUGAGUGCGGCGACUGGGGUUGGGGGUGUUGGCGAUGGUGGUGGUGGUGGUAGUGCCGUGUCCGGCGUGCCGCCGGCGGCGAUGGUCAUGAAGACGCUUACCGAUGAGGAGCUGGCGGCGCAUAUAUUUGGGGAUCUUGGGGGUGUGGGGGCAGGGGCGUGUGUGGGGGUGGGCAUGGACGCGGGCACGCAGCAGCAGCAGCAGCAGUUGCUGACGCCACCGGUGGAGCUGAUGGGUGCUGAGAGCGUCGGUUUCGGAGCGUUCGGCGGGGAUGCGUCGCAGGCGGACCUGUUUGGCUGGUUGUGA
Messenger RNA from Diplodia corticola, 942 nucleotides. RefSeq lists its product as uncharacterized. Lineage: Eukaryota; Fungi; Ascomycota; Dothideomycetes; Botryosphaeriales; Botryosphaeriaceae. The record is from RefSeq and is a predicted model, not a curated record. The coding region runs from base 1 to 942 and encodes 313 amino acids. The transcript has a single exon.